Closterium sp. NIES-65 is the source of this 3211-nucleotide messenger RNA. NCBI's taxonomy places the organism in Eukaryota, Viridiplantae, Streptophyta, Zygnematophyceae, Desmidiales, Closteriaceae. The record is from the annotation of a GenBank genome assembly.
AUGUCCCGUCCAACUGAGCCUUGUUCGCAGGCUGAGGCUCGGGACGACGAUGGAGCCGCUCUUAGUGGAAGUCCGCCUUUGACUCAUCGCCUGAGCGAGAGUGCGCGUUGGGAGACUCCUGGGGAAGAAGGAGCAGCAGCAGAGGCACGGAGCGGAGGUAUCAUCGAGGCUACAGGGGACGGGAAGCAGCGAGAAGAGGAGUCUGUUGUCUCGGACUUGAUGGAUGCACCCGAGGUUGUGUCCGUGUCAGAGGCAGCAGAGAAAUCAAUUAACGGAGAAAACGGAGAGAACGGAGAGCAAGCAGCGACAUCAGAAACCGUCGGAGCAGAGUGUGAUAGAGACGUUUCCGGAACAGCAGAAACUCAGUCCUUGCACUCCGAUUCGGAGCUCGCGUUUAAGAAGAUGUCUCUUGAUCCCAACGCCGCUGAAUUCACCCCGUCCUUCGCGCCUUCCCCAUCAGCAGUCGCUGCGACACCUUAUUUACCUGACUACACCCCUCUCAGCUCCACUGCCGCUGCGGAUGUCUCUGCGGUCACCGCUGGUGCCGCCGCUUCAUCCGCUUCGUUUGUGGUUCCUCCUCUCAUUCGUUCCCUCGUUACCGGCAGCUCGAUUCCUGGCUUGAAUCUUAGCCGUCCAUUGCCGGCAAUUUCCCAGGUGGUUCCUAUAGGCCCUCGGAGGUCCUCCCCCGUGCCUCCACGUGGCAACAGUUGUUUGGUGCCUCCUCCUCCUCCCACGCCCCCCACACCCUUGGCUACAGCAGACGACAGAGAGUCCCGGGCGAUCAUGCUCUCUCUGUUGCCGCCACCUGAACAACUACCUGACGCCGUUCUGGCGCAAGAGAUAGAGAGAACGUGGGGUCCUUUGAGGUUCCUCGACUUGUCCCGCCGCUGGGAUGGCGUGGCUACGGCACAUUUUUACGACCUGCGCCAUGCCAAGGCAGCUCUGAGGGACGUGCAGCAGCAGCACUGGCUGCAGCAGCAGCGCACACACCACCGCAUCCUGCUCCGCCUGCGCCAGAUCCACACCAGGGAACCCCCUGAGAAGAUCAUCCAGGACCCCUACCGGCCCCUGCCGAACGAGCCUGUGCCGCUGAAAGGGCUGGGGUUGGUUGCUGGGUGGGUGGUGUGGGCUCAAGCGGUGGAUCCUGAUGGGGAGGGCGGGGCGUGGGCGGGAGAGGGAAGGGUGCCGGGCUUGGGAGGGGGUUUGGAGGAGGUGGGGCGGAUGGUGGAGGCGGUGAAGGGAGGAGACGUUAAGGAGGUCAGAGCAGUUCUUUCCAAGAAGCUUCAUCGCCUUGUGGAGUUUUUUGACAUCCGGGCAGCAGCUCAUGCGGUGCAGAAGCUGACCGGAACAGAGCUGGCGGGCAGGCGGAUAAAGAUCGAGUUUGCACGCCAAGGAGUCAUGACAGAUGCAGUUGGAACGGCAGGAGGAUCGAGAGCUGUAGGAGCAGUGGGAUCAAGAGGUGUGGAUGCAUGGCAGGGGCGUGGGCGCACGGAAUGGGGGAGAGGAGGAGGGAAAGGGGGUAGAGGAGGAAAGAAAAGCGGCAGAGAAUGCAGUGUGAAGGAGGGCUGUUCAGCAGGACAGCGAGAGGGAGAGAAUGGAGGGGAGAGUGGAGGGGAGAGCGCCAGGUCAAGAGGUGGCGGGCAUUCUGAUGAGUCAGCAUCGCUGACCCAAGAAGAGCUGGCCCCUCUCUCAUCUCCUGGCGAAGAAUGCACGUCAGGGGACGGCAACCCAGACAACACUACUCCAGCUACUAGUGCACCCAUCGCUACUGCCAGUGCACCCAUCACUACCGCACCCGACACCAGUGCACCCAUCACCAGUGCACCAUCACCACCGCACCCAUCACUACCGCACUUAACACCAGCACGCCCCAUGAGCAGCGCCACAGCGAGCGCCCAGAGCUCGCCAGACACUGUGGAGCCACGGCCCUCCCCAGUAUGCCUACCACCUUGCCCCAGGCAUGCCGUAUCUCUCCCACCUGCUGGGGCUGCAUCCUCUGCUUAUCUCCCCUACCCUCCUCCACUUCCACUGCCCUUCCCUUCUGACCAUGCCGCGCAUUCUCCCCUUGUACCUCUUCUGCCGCCUCCUCCUCCUCCUCCUCCCCCUCCUUCGUCUGCUCCCAGUCAUCUUUCCCUGGCUGCAAUAUCUGCUGGGGGGGCGUCUCCUGCUGUUUCAUUCCCCACGUCUCUCUCCUCCUCUCCCCGAUUCCCUGCCACCCCCACUGCAAGUGCCUCCCAUGCUUCUGCCGCUGCAGCUGCUGCUGCCCCUGCGUUUGCCAACCCUGCUGGCCCGCCUACCCCCACUGCCUCUACUGGGUUUGCUAUGGGCCAGCGGGCGAUGCGGGGAGACGAAGAUGACAUGGCAGAGUUCGCGUUUGUGGAGGAGGCAGCAGCAGCAGCGGCGGCAGGAGCGAGGCCGCCCAGUUGGCUGCCACGUCAGCAGCAGGCAGGUGGCACCAGUGGGCGAGGGGCAGCGAGCGAGGGGGCGGCGGGACGGCACGAGGACGACGGUGAUGGUGCGCAACAUUCCAACCGCUACAACCAGGCCAUGCUGCUCGCGCUGCUGGACGCCCACUGCCUGCACUGCAACUCCCAGCCCGCCUGUCGGCCCUGGGGUGGAGGGCACGCGGUGGGAGGAGGUGGAGCACGAGGCAGGAGUGGUGCUCGUGUUGAUGGCUGUGGUGCAGUGGUGAUGAUGGUGGUGAUGGUGGUGAAUCUGCUGCUGCUGCUGCUGGUUGUACCGAUGGAGAUGGGAGCAAUGGCAGUGAUGCGGGCAGUGACAGUGGCAGCAGUGGUGCAGUGGGGGGAGUGGGGAGGAGGAGGAGCAAUGGGAGCCGCUCUCGCUUAUGACUUUGUGUACCUUCCCAUUGACUUUAAGAACCGGUGCAACCUGGGGUACGCGUUUGUGAAUCUGACAACGGUGACGGCGGCGCUGCGGCUGUUCCGUGCCUUCCACCUGCAGCCGUGGGAGGCCUUCAACUCGCGCAAGGUCUGCCGCAUCUCCUACGCGCGCGUGCAGGGUUGCGCGGCGCUGGAAGAACAUUUCCGCAACUCGCGCUUUGCGUGCGACACGGAGGAGUUUCUCCACGCUCGCUUCUCCCCGCCUCGCAACGGCAUCUCCUGCCCUCCCCCGGUGCUUGCCGCCGGUCACAUGGAAGGCCAGCAGGUAACCCUCACCAGUGGUCAACCACCGCGCUCACCUCUGACCCUAG